UUUAUCUUGACUAACUUGCAAUUUUAACAUUUGGGUGUUGUGAUAUUUUGACUGAAAACCUCUUAUUGUUAACUAUUUCGACUUAACUUUGCAUAUUUUCAAGGUAACUUUGCUGACAGCUUAAGGAAAUGCCAAAAAGCUAAAAGGAUAUAAAACAGAAAUCUAAUCAUCUUCCCCACCAAGCUCUAUCACUCGGCUUUAGUUUAGAGGGAUUUCAUACACUUUUUUUAAGACUAAACUUCUGAAUUGAAAUAUUUAUAUGAUGGUGGAAGUGAAGUUCAAUCUCUUCAAUGCCAUUGUAGGUACAAGUUUUGAAAAUUGAAUUUCUCUCUUCAUAUUGUCAUUAUUCCCAAAAGAAGAAUAGUCCUAGAGAGAUGGGAAGGAAAGGAAAUUGGUUUAGAACUGUGAAGAAAGCUCUCGGUCUAAGCCCCAUCUCCAAAAGGAAGAAAGAGCAGAAGAAAAAAUUCUCCGAGAAACAAAAACACCCAAGUUCAGGUUCUACUCAUUCAGUGUCUAUUGCAAACCAGAUAACUCAGCUAGAAAAAGUGAAACGAACCUGUGUGGAGAAUGAAGAGCACUACCACGCUCAUCCUUUUCCAAUUUCAAAUUCCCCAGCCAUGGCUUCUACAACUGCUGCUCCGUUAUUCCACCCCAUUAAUGUGACUCAAUCCACUAGAAAAUCCAAAGAGGAAAUGGCAGCAAUCAAGAUUCAAUCGGUUUUUCGUGGAUAUCUGGCGAGAUUGGAAAUGCGAACCUUAAGAGGGCUAUUGAGGUUGAAAUCAUUGGUGGAGAGUUCUGUUGCGGAUCGUCAAGCCACAAACAGCGUCCGGUGUAUGCAACUUUUUGUCCGUGUUCAUUCCCAGAUCCGAUCAAGGAGGUUGAGGAAGCUGGAGGAAAAUCAGGCCCUCCAGAAAAAUCUCCUGCAACAACAUGCAAAUAAACUAGAGAUUUUUCAGGUUGGAAAAGAGUGGAAUGAUAGCACACAAUCAAAGGAAAAGGUAGAGGCUAAACUACUAAGCAAGCAUGAAGCAGCUAGGAGAAGAGAGAGAGCAUUGGCUUAUGCCUUUUCUCAACAGAGAAUAUGGAGAAAUUCUUCAAGGUCAAUAAAUCCACUGUUCACAGAUCCAAAUAAUCCCACCUGGGGCUGGAGCUGGAUGGAGAGAUGGAUGGCAGCUCAACAAUGGCGGGAUGCAACCUGUGGCCUUGAUUGUGGAGAAAUCAACAAAGCUGACGCUCGAUUCGAACUGAGCUCAGAGGCAAAUUCGCCAACAGCAAGCCGAUCCGAAAGCCAUAGAUAUACCUUCCCCUCCCUCUCAACUCCUUCCAGAGCAAGGUCAGUCGCAGAGGCGAAGCAAUUGAAAUCAUCAAACACAAGAAAGAGCUCGGUUCCAGAUGAUGAGUGCAGCAAAGCUGAUGCUCGAUUCGAACUGAUCUCGGAGGCAAACUCGCCAACAGCAAGCCGAUCCGAGAGCCACAGAUAUACCUUCGCGUCCCUCUCAACUCCUUCCACACGAAGGUCGAUCGCAGGGGCGGCGAAAUCAAAGCUAUCAAGCACGAGAAAGUGCUCGGUUCCAGACGAUGACUGCAAGAGCCAGGCGAGUGUUCGAUCAAACAGAUCGCUUAGGCAUAGCAGUGGAGGACAUGGACUAUCCCUAAGGGACGACGAAAGCCAGACAAGUCAAUCAACUCUUCCGAGUUACAUGACGUUCACGGAAUCGGCAAGAGCGAAAUCCAGGUUCCCGAGUCCAGUUCAGACGGAGAAGAAUGGAGUUCCAGAAAUAACAUCGUUUAGUUCUGCUAAGAAGCAGCUGUUGUAUCCGCCAUCUCCGGCCAUGUCGAGGCGGCAUUCGUUCCGCCUUAUAGCGGCUUGAAUGAAGAAAAUAGCAGAAGUAAUGGUGUCAGUCGUUUGAAUUGUGAAGAAAAAAGUGGUACGUUAAUGGCGGGAAGAUUGCAGUAAAAUCCGCCAUUUUCUUCUUGCAGCCAUAUUUCGCCGUUGGUCAAAUAAAGUGUUACUUUUCAC
Molecule: messenger RNA, 2020 nt
Organism: Momordica charantia (bitter melon)
Lineage: Eukaryota; Viridiplantae; Streptophyta; Magnoliopsida; Cucurbitales; Cucurbitaceae
Product: protein IQ-DOMAIN 2
Molecular function (GO): protein binding
Source: RefSeq, a predicted model, not a curated record